AUGGACAGUAUGUGGAUAAUAUCAAUGAUUGGAGCACUGUGUUAUGCUGAAUUGGGAACUACUUUUCCAUCAUCUGGUGGGGAAUAUUAUUAUAUUAAAAGAGCUCUGGGCUCCAUCCCUGCAUACAUUUUCUUAUGGUGCUCUGUUAUUUUUCUCAGGCCAGCAGUCAUAACCGUUCAAGCAUUGAUGUUUGCGGAAUACACUACGCAGCCAUUUUUCCCAGCAUGCUCUUCACCAGAAGCCAUAAAAAAAACUCAUAGCUAUCUCAGUGAUUUUAAUUGUAGGGAUCAUUAA
Staurois parvus is the source of this 294-nucleotide messenger RNA. NCBI's taxonomy places the organism in Eukaryota, Metazoa, Chordata, Amphibia, Anura, Ranidae. The record is from the annotation of a GenBank genome assembly.